AUGUUAACCAGCAUUCACGACGAGACGCACGCAAAUCUUGCUGCAGAAUCAAUUGAAGAAUUCUUCAAUCAAAAUCCCUCAGUGCAAGUCGUUAUAUUGCAAUGGGUUGAUAUUUGUGGAAUUUCAAGAACUAGAUUACUCCCUACCUCACGCUUUAAGAGCCUCGUGAGAACUGGCGGCUACCUUGAUUGCUCUCCAUUGGAUACACUCGUGCCUACGACCUCUGAGUUCAUCCCUCAAUUAUUUACUCGUUUCAAUGGGAAGGGAAAGAUACACCCUGAUAUUUUCUCAAUCCGGACUAUGAAGCAUGAUGCAUCCGGAAUUGGCAACGCAGCUCAUUGCGUUGGUACUGUGGACUUCCAGAAAACUGACGCACGACUCCUCUUGAAAGACGUCGUGAAAAAGGCUGAAGAGACUCACGGCUUGAAAUUCCUUGUUGGCAUUGAGCUGGAAUUCUGUCUUCUCGUCCCAGGAACCCUUGAAGCCGCUGAGCCUGCAAAGCCGGGAGUGGCUGGUACUUUCGGCACUCUCCGCUCCAAAGUCUGGCCUAUACUUAACGAAAUAAUUGUUGGCUUCAGUGAAGCAGGUAUUGAAGUUGAACAGGUGAUAAAAGAGUACGGUACAUCGGCGUAUGAAGUUGCCCUCCCUCCUCUUCCUCCCAUCGAAGCCGUGGACACCUAUUACUACGCCAAAGAGCUAAUCCAGAAUGUGGCACACAAGCAUGGAAUUCUUGCCACUUUUUAUCCAACACCAUACGAGGGAGAACAGGGCCAGAAGAGCGGACAGCACAUUCACAUCUCGGCAACCCCGAUGGAGAAGAAUAAAUACUGGAACCCUGACGACACCCUGGCGGGCAUAUUGAGCCAUAUCCCCGCACUCAUGGCAUUGGGGAUGUGCCAGGUUGAUUCUUACGAUAGAGCCAGUACCGGGAGAAUGUGUACCGGCGGCCUUGUAGGCUGGGGUGAUAAUAAUCGAGACAUGCCUGUCAGAAGAGUCACCAAAAACCACUGGGAGAUCCGUGUCAAUGACGCUACCUCGAACACGUAUGCCAUGGUAGCCGCGAUCAUUGGUGCUGCUCUCGACUUCAAGCCUCUUACCAUUAGAAAUGCGGCCAAUUUCACUUUGAUGUACUCCGAUGAAGAAAGGGAGAAUAUGGGACUGACGAAACUUCUCCCGACGUCACUCGAUGCUGCACUAAAGGAGCUAGAAGAUGACAGAGCGUGGGCGGAUAGUGUUCUCGGUCAAGGCUAUGUCGAUUGGUUCCUUGCACUGAAACAGGCAGAGAUGAAAACUGUUUCAAAGAUGGAGACCAAAGAACGAAGAUUGCAUAUGCUAAGCUUCUUUUAG
Molecule: messenger RNA, 1347 nt
Organism: Fusarium subglutinans
Lineage: Eukaryota; Fungi; Ascomycota; Sordariomycetes; Hypocreales; Nectriaceae
Product: fluG-like protein
Exons: 2
Coding region: 1-1347 (448 amino acids)
Molecular function (GO): glutamine synthetase activity
Source: RefSeq, a predicted model, not a curated record